GUAGUAGUAUCCAUAUAAUGAAUUAUUAACAUUAUUACGACAGUAGCGUUUAAAUUAUUGCGAUAAGUAUCGCACACACGAUUUUUAGAUCGCAUGUUUCUCGUUUUUGCUGAGUGGCAAAACUACUUCGACAUUACUUCGACGUACUUCGAUGUCUAAUGCAAAUGAAUUUUCAACGUAUAUUCCCCUAUUAUUAAUCGCGAAAAUGGCAUGUUACAUGUAUUGAAACGUACUCAUUGUCAGCUGUCACGCUAUACACUCUGUUGCCGUUUCGGUUCCGGUGCGGCUUAAAAGGUCUAUAUCUCAAUACAAAUUUCAAUCAGUACUUUUCAAGUUACCGAGCGGAAUCCUUUCAUCUGUUUAGUCUCCACGCACACAUAUUCGAGAGAAAGAAAUCGGCAGUCUGAACCAUGGCUUCGAUAGAUUUAGUGCCGUUCGAAGAGGAGCUAAAAAGAAAUCCUGAAUUAAAAGAAACGGAUAUACAAAUGUUGAGAGAAUGGUGCGAGAAACAACCUCACUUGCCAAAGAUAUCAAACAGCGAACUAGCAUUGUUCCUACACAACAAUUAUUACCGACUUGAGCCGACCAAGACUACUAUCGAUACCUUCUUCACAGUUAGGACUCAUGUACCAGAGUUCUUUUUCAAUCGGGAUUUGACAAACAAUAAAGAACUCAAAAAAACCAAGCAAAUUGUAACACAACAGAUUUUGGAAGGAACUACUAAAGACGGCUACAAAAUCAUAUACGGAAGAUUGCUGGAUAGCGAGCCAUCGCACUUUGUUUAUAACGACGUGAUGAAAUUGCUAAAUAUGGUAAUAGAUUUGUGGCUCUAUACGCAGGGUACCUGUAACGGCCACGUAAUAUUAUUCGACAUGAAAAACAUUUCUUUCGGCCACGUUGGCCGUUUGAGUCCCAUGGGACUCAAGAAAUUCCUUUACUAUUUACAAGAGGGUUUGCCCGUUAGGCUGAAGGGUUUCCACUUUAUGAAUGCUUCUCCGGUAAUCGAUGUCAUUCUGAAUAUGAUGAGACCCUUUAUGAAGAAACAACUGAUGGAUAUGGUAAGAUUGUAAUUAAAUUAUAUAUGUAUACAGCGUUCGUCGAGAGAUCCAAAAUUGCAUAUUUAAAAGAAGCAAGAAAUAAAAAUUAAUCUUUUAUAUAUUUGAUAUACAUAAAUCCUUUUAGAGAAAAUAUGAGUUUUUAAAAAUAUAAUAUUUUACAUGACUAAAAAAACAUAUCACCGCAAUAUACAGUGGCGUGCAAAAGUUUCCGGCCUGUGACAUUUCGUACUCUAAUUUAUU
Messenger RNA from Formica exsecta, 1298 nucleotides. RefSeq names its product alpha-tocopherol transfer protein-like. The transcript is spliced from 3 exons. Lineage: Eukaryota; Metazoa; Arthropoda; Insecta; Hymenoptera; Formicidae. The record is from RefSeq and is a predicted model, not a curated record. The coding region runs from base 411 to 1070 and encodes 219 amino acids. Gene Ontology annotation, molecular function: phosphatidylinositol bisphosphate binding. Gene Ontology annotation, cellular component: membrane.